Molecule: messenger RNA, 1218 nt
Organism: Eucalyptus grandis
Lineage: Eukaryota; Viridiplantae; Streptophyta; Magnoliopsida; Myrtales; Myrtaceae
Product: probable vacuolar amino acid transporter YPQ1
Exons: 11
Coding region: 1-1218 (405 amino acids)
Source: RefSeq, a predicted model, not a curated record
AUGGGACUGCUCCGCCGCGACGUGCCUCAGUGCCCGGCCGGUCGGCAUUGCGCGCAGUGGUUUAGAGAGCAUAUGCAGUACUGCCUAUGCAGCACGAAGGACGGGAUAUCUCUGUCCUUGGGCGUGGUCAGUGUCGUCAGCUGGGGCGUUGCCGAGAUACCGCAGAUCGUCACGAAUUACAAGCUGAAAUCCGCGGAGGGUCUUUCCCUUGCUUUCCUGACGACAUGGAUACUUGGGGAUUUGUUCAACCUUUUUGGCUGCAUGCUGGAACCUGCCACGCUUCCGACACAAUACUACAUGGCAGUGCUGUAUACUAUCGCUACAUGGGCUAUCUUUGGGCAAACGGUAUACUAUGGUCACAUCUACCCUCGGUUGAAGUACAGGCGGCCAUUCUGCAAGGGUCCCAAGCCUAAUGAGAUUGAAUCAGCGGGAAAUGAUAGACUAAGCAUUCACAAAGACAGUGUGAAACAACACAACAGCUCUGAGAGAUUGCAAAAUGGGUCUGACACCAUUGAUAGACAAAGUGUUUUGAGCUCACCAAUUCCUCUUCCAGCACUUCCAACAAAUGCUUCACAUCAGCAAGGAUUAUAUUAUGCAUCAGCAAGAUCUUUUUCAAGUAGCCAUACACCAAUAGCAGGAUCUUGUUUUCCACAAAGGAUGAGUCCCAAAAAUGCUGAUAAUCAAGGUACAUUUGAAGAGCCAUUGCUUGCUGGAGAUUCGUCAGAACAAUCUACACCAUCCCCGAAGACCAAAAACAUGCUGUGUCUGGUCUCUCUAGUUAUGUUUUUUGGCACUUUCAAUCUCCCAAAGCCAGUUAAAGACAGAGCAAGUUCUGUUUCCAGGAAACACAGUGGACGCAUCAUGCAAGUUGGAAGAAAGCUUUUGCAGGUUAAUGAUGGGAUGCUUCAAGAAAAUGGUUUUGCCGGAAAUAGUGGAGUUGGUACUUUCCUCGGUUGGGCAAUGGCAGCUAUUUACAUGGGGGGAAGGCUUCCUCAGAUUUGCUUAAAUAUCAGGAGGGGAAAAGUUGAGGGACUCAAUCCAUGGAUGUUCCUUCUUGCUUUGAUUGGAAACAUUACCUACGUAGCAAGUAUACUAGUCAGCAGCUUAGACUGGUCAAAAAUCAGGCCAAAUUUACCUUGGCUGGUGGAAUCAAGCGGUUGUGCCCUUCUGGACAUUUUCGUAUCCUUGUCAAUCCAAUUACAAAUGUAUCAAUGUUGA